AUGCAAGACAUGCAAGACAUUGACUUUGCAAACUUCCUCGACAUCGGCGACAUAGGUGAUAUUGGUGACCUCGAUGUGGCCGACUUCUCCUCGCUCGACGGACCAGACGCUCGAGUGCUGGGCUCAAAUGGCCCUCUUCACGACUUUGGCACCGACGCCUUUGGCCUCCCGACACAAUUGGACGUGCAAAACUUUGCCCAGAACCCGCAAUGGGGACAGCAGCAGGUACCGCAGAACACAUACCGUGCGCCAAACAUCGUCCCGCCGACGCCAAACAGCUACGACCUGCAAGGCAAUGCGCGUCAUUACAUGGCCCAGCACAUGGACUCGGGCGCCGGCCCUUUCUUCGACCAACACCGCCUCUUAACAAAGGACGACAACAUGGCAUUCACCCCUCUAGUCUCGCCAGCCGUCACCCCGCGAGACUCGACCUUUCAUCCCAUGCACGAGUACACUGCUCCCGGCGCCUACUUCAGUCCACUGACCUCCCCGGCCAUACAUGCGCAGCAGCAGAACCGCAACCAUGCCCAUGGCCACUAUACCAAUCCGACGACGGCCGACAACUCGGCUGCCGCUUCGCCGCUCGACCUCAACAUGGACAUGGACUCGUUGAAAGACGCGACAGACGCUGCUCCGCGUAGAAGCAGGCGGAAGCCCCAGAUGCCGCAUUCAGCAGGCCCUGCUGCCCGCGUGCGACAAUCUCCCAUCGUCAAGGCCCAGAGACGUCGCUCGGCUCAUCUCUCAACCAUCAUCCCUCCACACCAAGUCAACAAUGUCUUGAUGGAAGCCCAGAACCGAAGUCAGGCACAGGACUCGCGCACCCCUUCGGUCGAGUACAUGCCGCCGUAUCACGAGGAGUCAAGUGCCGAAUCCAUCUCACCUGAGGCCUUGCCCGAUUCGGUCAUGGGCCCUCCACCUCUGCCUCCCUCGGUCUUUCAUUCCCCUGCCUUGCAACCUCAGAACCACUCUGCUCCUCCUUCGACUGCAAUUCACUCGCACUCGGGAUCGAUGGCUUCUUGCCCCGCCACCCCUGCCUCGUUGAUGUCUAUCCGCAAGAAGCAGCAGAACAUCGAUCGUUCUGUUGGACCUCAUCCGGGCUCGGGACAAUUCCAAGUGCAAUCCCAGGACCAGCUGAACAUGCUCGAAGACCUUGCGCUGCCUCCCUCUGUCGCCGAACCUGCCCGGCCAGCUUUGAAUAGAAUCGACACGACAUUAUCUAACGAAACUACUCCUCGUUUGGCCCCCGCUAUAAAAAACAAGCCAAGACUGGCUCCAUCAAGUUCUACCACAGCAAGUCCCAUCAUCGGCGCUACACAAUCGCCUGCCUUCGGACCGAUAAACGCUAAACUGGAUCAAAAACGAUCGCAGCCUUCAAAGAAGCGCGGCAGUGUCGGUACGACGUCUGCGCUUGUCAGUCCGGCCAUCCGACCAAAAAUCAGCCCCAGCAUCAAGCCUUUGCUUCCCGAAGGAGGUCUUAGUGAAGCUCAACAAGCCAUUCUCCUGGCAUCAAAGUCAAACUACACCCACCUGCUCGAAGGCACUCGCCUCCCUGGCGUCUCAUAUCCUGAUUCUCUAUCUCAAGGCUUGACCUCGAAACGCACCUCACACAAGCUGGCCGAGCAGGGCCGACGCAACAGAAUCAAUGAAGCCAUCAAAGAGAUGCAAACACUGCUUCCCAAAACAAAGGGCAAGGGCAAGACAGAAGAAAUUGCCGAGGAAGAGGAGGAAGCUAACGCCAAGGAUGACAAGGGCAACAGCACUGCAGAGGGCAGAAGUGCAAACUCAAAAGCUGCUACUGUGGAAAGCGCCAUCAAUUACAUCAAACUACUACAACAAGAGAAGACCAUGGCUUUCGAGAUGCUCAAGAAGAGAGAUGAAGAAAUGGCCGCGCUGAGAAAGCAGCUGCAAGCUGCUGACAUUACCACAGCCGUCAGUGACUCGGCUAAUGAGUCAGUCGUUGCAAGCAGCGGCGAAGAAAACAACGCUGAGACCGAGAAGAUGGAAGGCGUCAGUGCUACGCCAUGA
Messenger RNA from Aureobasidium vineae, 2025 nucleotides. Lineage: Eukaryota; Fungi; Ascomycota; Dothideomycetes; Dothideales; Saccotheciaceae. The record is from the annotation of a GenBank genome assembly.